AUGGCGCACUUGGAAAGCAUGCGCUACCGGAAGCAGCCGGGCGCAACUGCAAUUUACGAGGAUGCCACUGUGAUAUCAGGGAUAUCGACGGGAUCUGCCGGCACAACCCCGACUGUCGACAAUGCCAACGGGCUGUAUGGCGACGCAGGGCCACCAAAUGGUGCCGGCGUGCUGUACGGGUACGAGAAGAAGGACUUGGACUACAGCAGCCAGUCUGCGGGCGCCAUUGGCGGCGUCGGAGACACUUCGAACAGCAGCGAUCGGUACCCGCGGUUCAACGUGAGUCGGAGCCAGUGGAUAACGCUGGGGCUCAUUGUGAUCCUGGCAGCGUACGUGCGGUUGUGGCGCCUGUCCAACCCGGCAAACGUAGUCUUUGACGAGGUGCAUUUCGGCAAGUUCGCAGGCAAGUACCUCAACGGCACGUACUUCUUCGAUGUGCACCCACCACUGGCCAAGAUGAUGUUUGCGGCGGCGGGCAAGAUGGCCGGAUACGACGGUGUGUUUGAUUUCAAGUCGAUCGGGCUGGACUACGUGGCUGCUGGCGUGCCAUAUGUGGGCAUGCGUUUGAUGCCUGCUUUGCUCGGUCUGGCGAUGGUCCCGAUCACGUACGUGACGCUGGCUGCUCUGGGGCAUGCAGGUGACGCGUGUGCGGUUGGCGCUCUGCUGAUUGCUUUCGAGAACGCGCUGCUAACGCAGUCGCGUCUGAUCCUGCUCGACGCAGCUUUGAUCUUCUUCACGGGGCUGACGGUGAUGUUCUGGGCGCUGUUUUUCACGGAGGCGCGGCGGCCAUUUGGCCGCCGGUGGUGGGCGUACCUGCUUCUGGCCGGUGCCAACAUGGGCAACGCGCUGAGCUGCAAGUGGGUCGGCCUGUUCCUCGUUGCGACCCUCGGCGUGUGGACCAUCAAGGACCUGUGGGAGAAGCUCGGAGACCUGAGCAUCACGCCGUCGCAGUAUGCAAAGCACUUUAUUGCGCGCGCUGUGGCCCUGAUCGCCGUGCCCCUAUGCGUGUACCUGUUCUGGUUCCAGGUACACUUUUCGCUGCUGCACCGGUCGGGCGACGGCAACGCAUUCAUGAGUCCCGAGUUCCAAAACACACUGGAUGGCGUCAGCCUGGGUCACACUCCGCGGGAUAUCUACUAUGGCUCGCGCGUGCGCAUCCGCCAUGACGCGACUAACGCUGGGUACCUGCACUCGCACUUGAGCAACUACGAGACUGGAUCCAAGCAGCAGCAGGUGACGCUGUACGGCUUCCGCGACGACAACAACUACUGGGUGCUGACGCGCACAGAGGCUGCGGAGGCCAAGCACGCCAACUCAUCAGACCCCACGGCGCUGCAGCAGAUCAAGCACGGCGAUAUCGUGCGCUUGCUCCACUGGAAGACCUUCCGCCGCCUGCAUUCGCAUGAUGAGCGGCCGCCUGUGACGACAAACGACUAUCAGAACGAGGUGACUGGAUAUGGCUGGGAGGGCUUUAAGGGCGACUCCAAUGACCACUGGCGCGUGCAGAUCAUUGAGGGUGACUCGGCCGAGCCCGACUCCAAGACCAAGCUGAUGGCCAUCUACUCACGCUUCCGCCUGAUCCACACUGGCCGCCGCUGCGCGCUGUUCUCCAACCGCCGCAAGCUGCCCAAGUGGGCCACGAGCAGGUCGAGGUCACCUACGCUGUGGCGCAUCGAGACCAACGUCAAUGCGGCUAUUCCUGCCGGUGCCCCGCUGGCCGAGUACCGGCGCCCGGGACUCGUGGCCAAGGUGCUGGAGGCGACGGCCAUCAUGUGGCGCGUUAACAACGGCCUGACCAAGAGCCACCCGUACGAGAGCCGCCCGCACACCUGGCCGUGGAUGCGCCGCGGCAUGGCCUUCUGGGGCGAGGCUAACCGUACUAUCUACCUCCUGGGCACACCCAUUCUGUGGUGGCUGUCGCUGGUCGCCGUUCUGCUGUUUGCGGCCCUGCAGGCUGCCAUGUUCCUGCGCAGCUGCCGCGGCAUUAACGACCGCCUGAUGGGUGCACGCGAGCGGUACGCCGAGAGCGUCGGCUUUUUGGCUGCCGCCUGGGUGCUGCACUGGGUGCCCUUCUUCCUGAUGGGCCGCCAAUUGUUUUUGCACCACUAUUUGCCUGCCAUGUGGCUGGCCGUGCUGGCCUUGACCGCGACCCUGGACCUGUUCACGCGUCGCAUGGGCCGCCGCAUGCGCCAAGUCAUUAUGGGCGCGCUGGUUCUUGUUGUCGUGCGCUCGUACUUCCAGUAUAGCCACCUGGCCUACGGCACGCCGUGGACGCGCCAGGGCUGUGAGCGCAGCAAGUGGCUCAAGGCCUGGGACUACGACUGCAAGCGCUACCCGGGCGCCGACGCCAGCCCGAAGCCCGUCGUCCCUGUUGCCGGGCCUGUGGUUCCCACCAUUGUCGCUGACGUGGGCCCGCCGGACGCUCAGAACUUUGAUCCUCUGGAGAACGAGAACAAGCUCAAUGAGCCCGCGCCGCGCAUUGACCACGACAAGCUCAACUCCAACGCCAACAAGCUGCACCUCGAGAUGGUCAAGGCUGCCACCACCGCCGGUGUUGCCGCUCCUGUCGACGCUCAUGAGAACGAAGAUGUUGUUGGCGAGGACGCCCACCACGACGACACUCUUGUCAUGGCUCCGGUUCCCCCGCACUUCUAA
Messenger RNA from Kickxella alabastrina, 2655 nucleotides. Its product is annotated as Dolichyl-phosphate-mannose-protein mannosyltransferase-domain-containing protein. The transcript is spliced from 2 exons. The coding region runs from base 1 to 2655 and encodes 884 amino acids. Gene Ontology annotation, molecular function: dolichyl-phosphate-mannose-protein mannosyltransferase activity. Gene Ontology annotation, biological process: protein O-linked glycosylation via mannose. Gene Ontology annotation, cellular component: endoplasmic reticulum; membrane. The record is from RefSeq and is a predicted model, not a curated record. Lineage: Eukaryota; Fungi; Kickxellomycota; Kickxellomycetes; Kickxellales; Kickxellaceae.